This is a messenger RNA of Pygocentrus nattereri (red-bellied piranha), 2807 nucleotides long. Its product is annotated as opioid growth factor receptor-like protein 1. The record is from RefSeq and is a predicted model, not a curated record. NCBI's taxonomy places the organism in Eukaryota, Metazoa, Chordata, Actinopteri, Characiformes, Serrasalmidae. The transcript is spliced from 8 exons. Bases 15 to 2018 code for a protein of 667 amino acids. Gene Ontology annotation, cellular component: membrane. Gene Ontology annotation, molecular function: opioid growth factor receptor activity.
AUGAGUUAAAGCUAAUGGGUGUGCUCCAGUUUCUCUGGUCUGUUGCUCGACUGGUUUUGCGAUUCUCUUUAUCUUCUUUCGUUCAUCUCUAUAGUCGCUUCAUCGCGUUGGUAAGCAGGUCAUUGGGCUUUAUGGAUGAAAGUGCCAAUAGCAACCCUGAAAUGGGCCAUACACUUUCUAGCAUUGAGGGACGCCGGAGAAACUUCCUCACUGAAUCUGAGUCCUUCAACACUCCGUAUGAUUCUACAUGGGAGGACGACGACGGUCCGGAAACCCCGUCCAGUGAGUUCAACAUAGAAUGGUCCAGAAAUGCACAGAGAAACACACAUGCUGCAAAAGACAUGCAGAACUUCAGGAAAAUGUUUCAGAGUGUCAACUGUGAUGAUGCAGCAGACGAUGAAGAGUUGGGUGAUGUGUACAGUGAGAGGGAAUACUGCAUACCCAACCUGCUGUUUUACCAAAAUAAGAUCGCAUCUCUUCCUGAUGGUGUAUACAUUAAGGAAUUUCAUGAAAAGUGGUAUGGUGAUUACAGCAGGCUGGAAUGGGUGCACUCCUACAUUCAGUGGUUGUUUCCAAUCCAAGAGCAAGGAAUGAACUAUGAUUCUCAACCACUUACCCCAGAAGAAAUCAAGCUGUUCCGUAAAGAUGACGCGGCGAAGAAAAGACUGUUGAAGUCUUAUAAGCUUAUGCUGGACUUCUAUGGCAUAAAAUUGCUCGAUGAGGAAACAGGCAAAGUGUGUCGUGCAGAACACUGGGAAGAGCGAUUUAAGAACCUAGACAGAAACACACACAACAACCUCCGCAUCACCCGCAUUCUGAAGUGUCUGGGCAUCCUGGGGUUUGAGCACUACCAGGCUCCUCUGGUCCGCUUCUUCCUCACGGAGACUCUGGUGGAAGGAAGACUUCCCAGAGUGAAGCGGAGUGUUCUAGACUAUUUUAUGUUCUCUGUUCUGAACACGUCAGAGAGAAAAGAACUGAUUAGAUUUGCCUUUGAGCAGUUUGAGCCAAAGAGAGAAUUUGUGUGGUGUCCUAAAAGGAUUCAAAGAAGAUUUCUAAAGGAGAUCAAAGCCAGAAAAGCAGAGACCCCUGAGAAAAGCAGAGACCCUUCAGGAUCAAAGCCUUGUGAAAGUGAAGAAAUCCAAAAACAAAAUGAGGAAGCAUCAAAUGCUUUAAGUGCCCAGAAUGCUCAAAAUGAUCAAAGUAGUGAUGCGGGAAAAGCAGAUACUAAUCCAAACUUGAAGAUGCAUAACAAUCAAGAAGGUCCGCAAAAAAACCUGAAUUUGAAUCCAGAUCACACUGACACCGCUACAGAAAACCAAAAUACAAGUGAUACUGAUAAUGGCAAUGAAGCGUCAGAAGCUCAGCUUCAAGGUAGUAAUAAGCCUCCUACCACAGCUAGUAGAGAAGAUGUAGAAAUGGACACUGACCCUCCAAAUCAGGAAGAGGUUUCUGGCCCUGCAGCUACAGAAGAAUUCAUACAUCAUAAUAGUGAUGAACAUAGUAAAUACUCUGAGCAUGAAGAUCCUUCAGAAUCAGGGCCUAGUGAAGGUAAAGAAAGCCAACCAGAGAAUGGGGAAACACCAAAUGCUCCAACUGUUCAGAAUGUUAAAAAUGCUGAAAGUAGUGGUGUGGAAAAGGAAACACAUACUAAUCAAAACUUAAUGACACUUAACAAAAAGCAGAGUUUGAAACCAGAUCACUGUGACACCGCUACAGAAAACCAAAAUACAAGUGAUACUAAUAAAGGCAAUGAAGAGUUAGAAGCUCCGCUUCCGUGUAAUAAUAACACACCUUCUACCACAGGUAGUGGAGAUAAUGCAGAAAAAAUGUAUGUAAAUGAGGGAAGUGGCUCCAUUGGCACUGAUAACAAAAUGGACAUUGACUGUAGUAGUGAGACAUCAGCACAGCAAUCUGAUGAAGAUAAAAAAAAACUACUUGCAAGCCACAUUAGUGAUGAUGAAAGCAAAGAUGAACAUAUGGACCUUGGACAUAUGGACAGAUCUGAAACAGAAUUGUAACCCUGGAGCUACAGAAGAAUCAAGACAUCAUAAUAGCACUGAAAACUGGCAUAGCGGACAGGUCAGCGUUUAUGGGCCAGCAUCAGGUGAAGUUAACAUGGAUGACAGCUCUUUGUCUACUGUUGAGGCUACCAAUGUGGAACUUGAAGAAUCUGCAUAGACAGAAUCAGAGACAGUAAGCUGUUAGUGACACCCUAGACACAGAACAACAAAGAGAUGAUUUGAAUAAAAAAAUAAAUAAAAACAAGAAAAAAUUAGUCCUGCACAGUUAGUUUUGAGGUUUCGGAGACUGAACAGGAAAAUGUGUUGAGAGUGGAACUACCAUUGUAGAUGGAGGAACUGAAAAAGUGUAAACUAAGUAGAUGCAGCGAUGUACCCAAGAAACUUUUUUGCAGUGCUUAGAGGAGAAACUGGAGCCUGAGGUCUACAUUCUCACAUCAACACUGAAAUAUAUAAUCAGUGCCAAUGUGAGAUUGUGGAUCUCCGUCUCCUGUGAAUCAUGUGCUAUUGUUAACAAAAAUAAAAUUACAAACUUUUUAAAAAUAGGUGAUAUCUUUAAUCUUAUCUGGUUCUGUAAUAAUGCAUUAAACUAUUUUGGUAGAUGAUUUACAGAAUGCUGUUAUGGGUAGAAUAUGAUUUGAAGCAACUUGGAUGCUUUUGGAAAUGUGAUGACAAAUGUACAUAUAAACUGAUUGUGUAUCGGCUGUGUGGCUAAACUAUGAGUUAGUAGUCUAUCUGUUAUUAUCGAUUCAAGUAAAAUGCAUUUAAUAAACAACAUGAUGUAAUGUC